AUGGAUCAACAGAAAAAUAACAACGACCAUCAGCUACUUGACACACUGGAACAAGGGCAGCUACAAAACACACCUCAAACACAGCAACGAACACCGCCUCAAAACAACCAGUCAACGUCAACAUCGGAUCUCGAAAUCACAGCAGUAAUCGAUGCAUCGAUCGAUACAAGAGACAACCAGGAACCAACGACUCCAUCUCGAACCGUUCAACCAUCAACAACAGUCCUGCACGCCACACCAUCGCGCCCAGUUUUUAUCCACAUAGUUUCACAAGCCCCUGUGUCACCUCCGUCACCACGAACCAAUCGUCAAAUGCAAUACAAACAACAAGGAUCUCGUAAGCCACAAAUCCUGCGUCGAAUCCGCCAAACAAUUGGCAACUUAGAAGAAAUACCGACAUUCCCGGUAGCAAAACGGCCGCGUACAGGCACACCGCUUCCAACUUCACCACCACCGUCACUUCGUCAUUUCGGCCCGUCCGUCGCAUCAUCACCGGCCAUACUAAAGUUACCAGUACCACUAGUGCCAACCAACGUAUCGCCACCACGGGUACCAACAAACAUAUCACCACCAUCAGUGUCAACAAACGUAUCACCACCACGCGGCGUCACUGAAUCAACUAUCACACUAGCGUCCAUUAUAGCUCUGCCACCACGUACAACUGGCAAUAUCCAACCGAUAGUCACAACUAACGCAAUGACAUCAGCUCCGACAGCCCCAGCCAGGACAUCAGUACACCAGCAAAAGGUGCACACGACCACCACUAAAACUCAAAAACCGCCACCAUGGAUGCUACCCGCAAAAAGUCACACAUCGUCACCAACAGUCGAACAAAAACCCACGGGUAACAAAGGUAAAAAAACGAGAUUUCAGAACGGCACCACGUCCAAUUUCAACUCGUACACAAACAUCGGCAGCUACAUACCACCACCACCACCAUCUGUCCCACUCCGACAACCCAAAGUAAGGUCACUAAUGUCAUCAACCGCGAAAGUGCCACUUAUGGAUUUGGUACUAGGAUGGGAAUGGCCGGAUCAACAGACACGACAGGAACAAGGUAAGUACUUACCGACAAGUAACCGAUUUGAUCUGUUUUUAGAUACCAACCAAGGCAACCACUACCCAAUUCCGAACCCGACAGACACCGAGCAGCAGUACCCAAACCCGCAACGACGUCCAGCUCCGCAAAUACAACCACGACGCACAAUUCCAAACCCCAGGCAAACCAAACCAUACGCGCAACCAAACAAUAUCCAACAAUAUGUCGCCCCACCACACACGGAUCCAAGCAGACACGGUACCAGGUCACAGCAGCACCAACAGCAGAACACGGCAACAACACCAACCACUAAACCAACUCAUGUCAUAUUAUCAGACUCAACAAUGUCACGAUUUCGACUACCCCAAUUUAACAACAACACGGUCAACAUUCGAAUAAAAUCCAACUCCGGUUUUGGUAUACGUGAUUAUAUCCAACAAAUUACCAGCGGCCAGCUUAAAUAUCUUCUAGCACAAGCUAACAGUGUCACAUUCGUUAUUGGCACAAACGAUAUUGCAUGGAAUUCCGCGAACACUGUCAUAAAAUGGGUAAGUGAGCUUGUGGC
Messenger RNA from Didymodactylos carnosus, 1604 nucleotides. NCBI's taxonomy places the organism in Eukaryota, Metazoa, Rotifera, Eurotatoria, Philodinida, Philodinidae. The record is from the annotation of a GenBank genome assembly.